Molecule: messenger RNA, 1786 nt
Organism: Danio rerio (zebrafish)
Lineage: Eukaryota; Metazoa; Chordata; Actinopteri; Cypriniformes; Danionidae
Source: RefSeq, a predicted model, not a curated record
UCUUUUAAUCUAUAUCUUUACGUCUUUUGAGUUCUCCUCAAAAUUGGCUUUUUAGACUCCUAAACAUGUUUUUUUAUUGUUUUAGUUUGACUUUAGAGACAUUCUCCUCAAAAUCAGAUCUUCUUUACUCUCUUAAAUGUGUGUUUUUGAUCUUUCAGUCUAAAUCUGGAGACGUUCUCCUCAAGACUGGAUCUUCUUUGCUCUCUUAAAUGUGUUGUUUUGUCUUUUGUUUCCUCUUUCAGUCUAAAUCUGGAGACGUUCUCCUCUUAAAUGUGUUUCAGUCUAAAUGUGCAGAUGUUCUCCUCGAAACUGAAUCAUCUACAGUCUCUCAAUCGUGUGUUUUUUGCAUGAAGACGUUGAUUCAGACCUCCGUGCCAGCCCGAUCCAAACAGAGGCUCUUUUUUUCACACGAGUAAUUGAUCACGAACGCUUGCCUGAGGGUCACAGAAACCUGGAGGAGGAACAAGACGCUCUGUGUGUGUUUUCAUGAACGCAGCAGCUAAAUCAUCUCCAGGUCAUUGAAUGGAUGUUUGGUGGAAUCCCGAAUCUGUGAAUGUUUCCUCCAGCGUUCAGGCCUUAUUCAGCACUGGAGUAUGAGUCUGUCUGUGUGCAGAUUUUGGGUUCGGGAGCUCGGAUCAGACACUGUACAUCGUGCACAGAUGUUCCUGCAUAUAAUAAUCAUAAUGAUGAUAAGCUGUGUUGUGCGCUCGUGGACCUCCAGGGGAUUUAACAAGGCUGGCUUUUCGUGUGGUUUUGGGAUGUGAGAGAAAUCAUGAUGAUCGGUCUGAACCUCAGCUUGCAGGAGCUGCUGGAGAAGUUCGAGGAGGACAUCCAGGCGGAGAUCGAGGCUCAUAAUGAUGUGUUCAGGAGUGUGGAGGGCAAUAAGCUGAAGAUGGUGAAGGCUCUGGGCGGCUCAGAGGAGGCUGUGUUUCUGCAGCAGAGACUCGACGACAUGAACCAGCGCUGGAGCGACCUGAAGGCCAAAUCAGCCAACAUACGGGCUCAUCUGGAGGCCAGUGCCGAGCGCUGGAACCGACUUCUGUCAGUGCUGGAGGAUCUGAGCCGCUGGAUCGGUCUGAAAGAUGAAGAGCUGAACAAACAGAUGCCCAUCGGAGGAGACGUGCCCACAUUACUGCAGCAGCAGACGCACGGCAUGGCUCUGAGGGCGGAGCUAAAGGAGCGUGAGCAUGUGGUUCUCAGCACAUUGGAUCAGGCACGCAUGUUUCUAGCAGAGCAGCCAAUCGAAGGUCCCGAAGAGCCGCGCAAGAACCUGCAACCCAAAACAGGUGAACAUUUGUGUCUCUCCUUGCACUGUGACAUAUUUUUAAUGAUGCACACAUACAGUCACCUUUAUCAGGCUUGCAUUUCCAGUGCUAAAAGAGUACCAAUAGUACUCUUAUGGUGGGCAGGGUUUACAACAGAAAGCUUCAGUCGACGUCAUUCCCGCUGGAGGAAAAUCACAGUAAAGCUGUGCGGUUUGUUUACAUAUCUUAUGAGAAGCACUUUCACAACGCAGAUGCUUUAUACACAUAAAUACUUGAGUACAUUAUGGUGUAUUAUAUAUUAUUACGGUGAAAUGUCUCGACUGUGUAUUUAAAGCAUGCCGAUUCCUUUGUUUUUAUUCUGGCUUGUUGCACGAGCGAGUGAUGUAUCUCUGUAAGCUGAGUGUCUGCUGUACCAGUCCAGAGUUCUUUCGAUGACGCCACAGCAACGCCGAGUUCUUCUUAUUAAAGAACAUGAGUCUGAUUCCAGCGACACUCCAGGGACAGACGAGUCUUCGCUGAGG